AUGAUGGAGAGACGACAACCCAUAGAAGCAGCGAUAUUUCUAAGCCGUGGUCGUAUUUCAAAGACCUUAUCAAGAAACAUCAAAAGGUCCAUACGUUCUUGUGUGCACGUUGGCCUGGAUAUGGUCAAAAGGAUCGAUGAAUCCAUUGAUAAUGAAGAGCUGAAAAAGGAGCACUGCCGACGACACAUACCUAGCCAGAAAUUGCAAGCAAUCCAGCACUCCUGUUUGUCCAAGUCACCGAACUGCAAACUAUACUAA
This is a messenger RNA of Ostertagia ostertagi, 258 nucleotides long. Lineage: Eukaryota; Metazoa; Nematoda; Chromadorea; Rhabditida; Trichostrongylidae. The record is from the annotation of a GenBank genome assembly.